Lampris incognitus (smalleye Pacific opah) is the source of this 1353-nucleotide messenger RNA. It is a transcript of the gene strada, whose product is annotated as STE20 related adaptor alpha. The transcript has 11 exons. The coding region runs from base 151 to 1353 and encodes 400 amino acids. Lineage: Eukaryota; Metazoa; Chordata; Actinopteri; Lampriformes; Lampridae. Gene Ontology annotation, molecular function: protein kinase activity; ATP binding; protein serine/threonine kinase activator activity. Gene Ontology annotation, biological process: protein phosphorylation. The record is from RefSeq and is a predicted model, not a curated record.
GUCAAAAACACUCCGCUGGAAAGGAUGCUUAGCUUGCAAAGACAAUAACUAGGCUAUUUUUUUUAAUUCUCACCGGACAUCGUCGCUUGAAAUACCACACAGAUAAUAACUGGAUUAGUUUCUGAAAUUAUUUCACAUUCGACGGGAUCCAUGUCUUUUCUUGCCCAUGAGGACAGCCAGGAGAGCCUGACUUCGCUCCCACGUCGGUACACCAUGGGUAGCUUCCUCCCUGACACUAGUGCCUACGAGCUCCUCACUGUAAUUGGUCGGGGUCUGGAGGACUUGAUGACAGUGAACCUGGCCCGAUACAGACCCACUGGAGAGCAUGUGGCUAUCCGCCGCAUUGACCUGGAAUCAUGCACCAAUGACAUGGUCACCUACCUGCAGGGUGAACUUCAUGUGUCAAAGUUGUUUCACCAUCCCAGUAUUCUACCCUAUAAGUGCGUCUUUAUUGCUGAAAAUGAGCUCUGGGUUAUCAGUCCCUUUAUGGCUUAUGGAUCGGCUAGAGACCUGAUCAGCACUCACUUCACCGAUGGGAUGAGCGAGCUGGCCAUUGCAUACAUUUUGCUUGGCAUGCUGAAAGCUCUGGAAUACAUCCAUCACAUGGGCUAUGUGCACCGGAGUGUAAAGGCAAGCCAUGUGCUGAUCUCGGCAGAUGGCCAGGUGUGCAUGUCAGGUCUGCGGAGUAUCUUCAGCCUCAUCCGUCAUGGUCAGCGGGCCAAAGUGGUCCAUGACUUUCCCCAGUACAGUGUUAAAGUUCUUCCCUGGCUCAGCCCAGAAGUGCUGCAGCAGAAUCUACAAGGCUAUGACUCUCGGUCUGACAUCUACAGCCUUGGCAUCACAGCCUGUGAGCUUGCCAAUGGACAUGUUCCCUUCAAAGACAUGCCAGCCACACAAAUGCUGCUGGAGAAGCUGAACGGGACUGUGCCGUGUUUGCUGGACACCACCACGAUCCCGCCAGAGGAGCUGUCCAUGAAGCCAUCUCGCUCGGGGGCUGACUCUGGGAUCUGCGAAGGCCCCGGGGCCGGUGGGGUCCGUCACUCUAAUGGAGAGCCAUCAUCAUCCUACUCAGCAGGACACCCAUACAGCCGGACGUUCUCCCCUCACUUCCAUGCCUUUGUCGAGCUGUGUCUUCAGAGGGACCCAGAAAAACGACCUUCUGCCACUGUUCUGGUAGGCCACCCUUUUUUCAAACAGAUUAAGCGCCGACCCUCAGAGGCCUUGCCUGAGCUAUUCCGGCCUUUGUCGCCAAUCACCAGCUUUGAAAGCUCCCAGCCUCAGGACUCUCCAUCUGGACUGGCCAGCCUGGAGUCUGGCCUCAGCCACUUGGAUGUGGAUGACUGGGAUUUCUGA